AUGAUCUGAUCGUUUAUUGUCGAAUUUAUUUUCUUAUUAUUUUAAUCUUCUAAUAAGAUCUAUUGUUCGAGUCUAUCGAUUUCUCGAACCGAAAUUCUAAGCUUUUCUUAACAAAAAUGGCGGCAAUGGGGAACGCAUGUCAAGUGAUUUUGCGAUGUUCUAUAAAUAUAUAAUUUCAAAUAAUAUCAGAACAGUGAUAAAAACUGGCAACUAAAACGGAGUGUCAAAAUAGUACCGACAACGUCGAACGUGGCGUUGAGGUUAUGGACAACUUCGUUAAGAUCGAAAAAAUAGGGGAAGGGACCUAUGGAGUGGUUUAUAAAGCGAAAGAUAAGGUGACUGGGAAGCUGGUGGCACUUAAGAAAAUUCGACUCGAGACGGAAAGUGAAGGUGUUCCAUCCACUGCUAUUCGAGAAAUAUCAUUAUUAAGGAAACUUACUCAUCCAAAUAUUGUUCAGUUGUUUGAUGUGGUAGAUGGUGAUAAACACCUUUAUCUUGUUUUUGAAUUCUUACAACAAGAUUUAAAAAAAUUACUCGACUCGCUUAAAGGAGGAUUAGAUCAGGCACUUGUAAAGAGUUAUCUGUUUCAAUUAUUGAAAGCAAUUUCCUUCUGCCAUCUUCGUUGUAUUUUACACAGAGAUUUAAAACCACAGAAUUUGUUAAUAGAUCGGGAGGGUCAUAUAAAAUUAGCAGAUUUUGGAUUAGCAAGGACAUUUGGUGUUCCAGUUCGUACAUAUACACAUGAAAUAAUAACCCUGUGGUACAGGGCACCAGAGAUACUUUUAGGAACUAAAUUGUAUUCCAAUGCAGUGGAUGUUUGGAGUCUUGGUUGUAUAUUCGCAGAAAUGGCAACCAGGAGAGCAUUGUUUCCAGGAGAUUCAGAAAUAGAUCAGCUUUUCAGGAUAUUUCGUACAUUAGGUACACCUGAUGAAAGUAUUUGGCCUGGAGUAUCACAGCUACCUGAUUAUACGUCAAUGUUUCCAAGAUGGGAACCAAGAUGUUUAGAUGAAGUUGUACCAUCGUUUGAUUCUGAUGCCAAAGAUUUGCUUUUGAAACUCUUGACUUAUGAUCCAAAUCAGAGGAUAACAGCGAAAAAAGGAUUAAAUCACCCUUACUUUACUGGAGUUACAUUAGUACCACCACCACUGCCAAAGAAAAAUUAAUCUAGAUGUAUUGUCAUAAUUUACUGUAUUUCAUAGGUUUUCUUUCGACAAGAAACACUGCCAAUAAUAUAAUUAUUGAAAUCAAA
Messenger RNA from Nomia melanderi (Alkali bee), 1249 nucleotides. RefSeq names its product cyclin-dependent kinase 2. The record is from RefSeq and is a predicted model, not a curated record. NCBI's taxonomy places the organism in Eukaryota, Metazoa, Arthropoda, Insecta, Hymenoptera, Halictidae. Gene Ontology annotation, cellular component: cytoplasm; nucleus; cyclin-dependent protein kinase holoenzyme complex. Gene Ontology annotation, biological process: signal transduction; protein phosphorylation; regulation of gene expression. Gene Ontology annotation, molecular function: cyclin binding; cyclin-dependent protein serine/threonine kinase activity; ATP binding.